UUGGUACAGUGGUCACAGCUUCACUGCUUUCACUCGCUUUCAUUUCUCUACCACUGCUUUGUAUGCCAUUGAUAAUGUCAGUAAAAGAGGGACUGAAUGCAGACUCAACCCAUUUCACCUUAGGAGGAGCACCAUUUAGGAUCCUGGGGGGAUCAAUCCAUUACUUUCGGGUCCCGAGGGCGCACUGGAGAGACCGGCUGCUGAAACUCAAGGCCUGUGGUCUCAACACUCUCACCACGUAUGUACCAUGGAAUCUGCAUGAACCUGAAAGAGGAGUUUAUCUGUUUCAUCAGCAGCUGGAUUUGGAGGCGUACAUUCGUCUUGCAGAGGAAAUUGGACUAUGGGUUAUUAUUCGUCCAGGGCCAUACAUCUGUGCUGAAUGGGAUUUGGGUGGUUUGCCAAGCUGGCUACUUCGAGAUAAGAAUAUAAAAUUAAGAACGACUUACUCUGGUUUUACAACGGCUGUGAACUCAUACUUUGAUGAACUCAUCCCGAAAAUCGUACCACUCCAGUUUAAAAAAGGAGGUCCUGUUAUUGCUGUUCAAGUAGAGAAUGAAUACGGUUCAUAUGCAAAAGAUGAGCAGUACCUGUCAUUCAUUAAAGAGGCUUUACUCUCCCGGGGAAUUUCGGAACUUCUCCUGACAUCAGACAACCGGGAAGGGUUAAAUUGUGGAGGGGUGGAAGGAGUUUUGCAGGCAGUCAAUCUACAGAAACUGUCUUAUGGUGGUGUACAGUAUCUAGCAGAAUUACAGCCGCAGAAGCCGCUGCUGGUGAUGGAGUAUUGGUCCGGUUGGUUUGAUGUGUGGGGAGAAGCUCAUCAUGUUUUUGAUGCACAAGAAAUGAUCUCUACAGUACGGGAACUUCUGGAUCGUGGUGUCUCCAUCAACUUUUAUAUGUUUCAUGGAGGAACCAGCUUUGGUUUCAUGAACGGAGCAAUUGAUUUUGGCACCUACGAACCACAGACGAGCAGCUACGAUUAUGAUGCUCCAUUAACAGAGUGUGGUGAUUACACGGUCAAAUAUCAUCUCUUGAGGAACCUGCUGAGCACCUACAGCAAUGAGCCCUUUUCAGAGCCACCACCCAUACAGAGCAGGAGAUCAUUGGAGCCGGUGUUUGUAACACAUUACAUUUCCCUAUGGGAGACUCUUCAGUGUGCGGAAACGCAUUUCAGAGCAGAUGAUCCCAUCAGCAUGGAGAACCUUCCAGCAAAUCACAACAAUGGUCAGUCCUAUGGUUAUACUCUCUAUGAAACAGACAUUUAUUCCGGUGGAGAACUCAACUCUAGGAACCAUGUCCGAGACAGAGCUCUUGUGUUUAUUGACAGAGAACUCAUUGGUGUUUUGGACUAUAGGACUCAGAAGGUUAAAAUAUCUCAUAUUAAGGGUGAGAUGACCUUGGGUUUGCUUGUUGAGAACUGUGGGAGAGUGAACUAUGGUCCAGCCCUGGACAGCCAACAAAAGGGUCUUGUUGGAGAUAUAACCCUGGAUGAUGUACCUCUAAAGAAAUUUACCAUGCAUUGCUUGGAUAUGAAGCCUGGUUACAUAAACAGGGUGGAGACACUGAAAUGGGUGUCUGUCGGUAAAAAACCCUCAUACCCGGCUUUUUUCAGAGGAAGCCUGGUAGUCGAUGAACCCACAGAUACCUUUGUGAAGCUACCAAAUUGGAGCAAAGGUGUGGUUUUCGUGAACGGGCAAAAUCUUGGACGCCACUGGUCAGUUGGUCCUCAGAAAGCUCUCUAUCUCCCCGGUUCCUGGCUCAGACAAGGAGAUAACCAGAUUAUUAUUUUUGAAGAGUUCAAAGCUGCAGAAACAAUCCAAUUCGCAGAAAAUCCAGAAUAUGGCAAGAUAAUUGACGUAUCAAGACAACCGUUUUGCACUCUCAUGUAAUGAAGGCUUGCAGUUUUACACUGUUUUUAAACUAUAUUAUGACUAUGACUAUAGUCUCACAUCGAUCUAAACAUGAGUUAUUCAAUAAAUGAUGUGUAAUAUUAACUGUUGAAAUGGGUUUGUUUACAGUGAUAAACCUCAAAAGAUAACCUGCUAGGAAUGCAAUAUAAGUUUAUCAUUAAGUGUUUAGCAACCUCAGAAGUACCAGUAUAUUUUAUUUAGAAAAGUCUUAUUUAAUAUAUAAACUUUACAAAAGUGAAAUCUCUUUGUAGUUACUUUUACAAGUAUUAAACAUUUACAACAUACAUAGCUUGAGGCCAUGCUUUUUGUGUUUGACUGGUUUGUCUCCAGUUUUCUAUACCUGUGGGUAUAUUUCAUUUUAAAACCUUUCAAAAAUGUAACCAUUUUACCCCACCUUAAAUUUUUACCUCAUUUCACUUUAUUGCUUCUUUCCAAAUAAAUAUUUAAUGUAGAACUUAUUACUUUACCUG
This is a messenger RNA of Paramisgurnus dabryanus, 2377 nucleotides long. Lineage: Eukaryota; Metazoa; Chordata; Actinopteri; Cypriniformes; Cobitidae. The record is from RefSeq and is a predicted model, not a curated record.